AACUUUAUCAAUGCAGUGCAUCAGGAUAAAAGCACUGCAUUAGUUAUCAGUUGCAAUUAUGGGACCGAUUGCCACAUACGUAUUUCUGGAUCUUGGGACUACCGGUAGAAAUCCUAAGGAAGACGAAAUAACGGAAUUGUGCAUGGUAGCGGUUAAGCGGCAGCAUCUUCUUGAUACUCCGCGAUCCCGGAUAACACCCAGGGUUCAACACAAGCUUUUAUUGUGCUUCAAGGUAGAUAAGGAGAUAACUUACGUGGCGCGUUCCGAUGGCAACGGUGGCUUUACCAACGAAGACCUGGAACAUGAAAGCCACUUCGACAGGACUGGUUUUGAUAUAAUCGAUAAUUUCCUCAAAAAUUUGGAGAAACCUGUCUGCCUAGUCGCGCAUUUCGCAAGGAUUUUCGACUACCCUCUAUUAAAGAGAUAUUUAACCUCGCUUAAUGUGAGAUUUUCUAAUGAUGACCUCUGGGGCGCUGACACUCACCUGGCUUUCUAUGACAUUUUACAACCCGAACAAGCCGCUAGGGCGGUUGAGCUUAGACCGUCAGCGAACGAUGCAGGACCGUUAGUGAACGACGCUGCUCCGUCAGUGGACGAUGGCAGCUUAUCUGCUGAAAAUACACUAGACAUGAGAUCAUUGAACGAAACCACUCCACGUAAAAGGCGACGCAUCGAACAACCAAAUACAAACCGGAUCCGUGCUAUAGACCGGCGUUAUCCGUGGGGUGGUAGUGAAAACUUGCCUACCGAACGAUAUGGACUGGGGGAAGUGUACCGGCGGGUGUUCAACAGGGAGCCCGCUGACGAGCAUAAAGCAGAGGUGGACUGCAUCCUGAUGCUGGAGAUUGCUGUGGAUCUAGGUCAAAGGUUCGUGGACUGGCUAGACGAUGAAAUCAAUCUUCUUCGCUUUCCUGAUGACAUAAAUCUGGACUAGGUUAUGACUAA
Messenger RNA from Cydia splendana, 945 nucleotides. Its product is annotated as three-prime repair exonuclease 1-like. Gene Ontology annotation, biological process: DNA catabolic process. Gene Ontology annotation, molecular function: 3'-5'-DNA exonuclease activity; nucleic acid binding. Bases 59 to 934 code for a protein of 291 amino acids. Lineage: Eukaryota; Metazoa; Arthropoda; Insecta; Lepidoptera; Tortricidae. The transcript has a single exon. The record is from RefSeq and is a predicted model, not a curated record. Gene Ontology annotation, cellular component: cytoplasm.